AUGCCUUCAACCAGGUCGCCCCCCGGAUUGCCAAAAGCAUGGCCGGGCAAUAUCAUAUAUCUGCAUGCUCCUUCGUACUCCAAAAAGCUCAAUGCAGUCAAGAUCAAGGCAUUGGUCUUGUCCAAAUCAGAGUUACCUCCUGACGCACAGGUCUACAAGACUAGUAGCCCGUCUACAAAUGUCAAGAUUACGCCAAUAACAGACUUUGUCCACCCCGCACAUGGCCAGAAUGGGCUCUUUGCUAACCAGCAUCUCCCACCAGACGCAUUCAUACUACCAUAUCUAGGCUAUGUCCACGAUCAAACUGACACAGACGAAACGUCCGACUAUGACCUAUCUCUAGAUCGCGAAUUGGGCAUUGGUGUCGACGCCACCAAGAUGGGAAACGAGUCGAGGUUUAUCAAUGAUUUUCGAGGUGUAUCUACAGCACCAAACGCCGAGUUCCGCGACAUCUACGUGGAUUCAGGGAAUGGGAAGGUGGAGAAGAGAGUGGGAGUGUUUGUCGUAAGCGCUGGCAAGAGUGGGAAACGAGCGAAAGGCAUCGGGCGUGGUCAGGAGAUGCUCGUCAGCUACGGAAAGGGAUUUUGGACCGAGCGACAAAAUGCUGAGAGAUAA
Molecule: messenger RNA, 615 nt
Organism: Cucurbitaria berberidis CBS 394.84
Lineage: Eukaryota; Fungi; Ascomycota; Dothideomycetes; Pleosporales; Cucurbitariaceae
Exons: 1
Coding region: 1-615 (204 amino acids)
Molecular function (GO): protein binding
Source: RefSeq, a predicted model, not a curated record